AAAUAGGGCUUUAUGCCACUAUAAGGUUAGAUGGGUGUAUUUCAAGUUAAGACUCACACUGCAGAGAGUAAUCCCUUGCAAUAUAACUUUUUAAUGCCAGUGAAACAUUUAUCAUUUGAAGUAUCUUCCAGUUCAGCCAGCCUGCUGUGACUUGGUGGUGUACCUGAGAUACCCUAUGUAAAGCAACUCAGCUUGAGCCACGAUGUUAAGUUCUUACCAUCGAGGAGGGAAGUACCUACCUCUUUCUUAUGUUCUACUGCUUUACAAACCCUGCCAUUGAAAACUUGUGCUGCAAUAAUUUCAGACCACAACUGUGAUUUGUCCCUUGUAUUCAGCCUUAUGAACUAUGCAUUCCUUGUGUUCCAGAGACAGCCAGUUACCCAAAACACCACUGCUGACGGGAAACAAUGAGUUAAUCGGAUGAUCAUAAGAAAUUUUAUUACUUAACAUAUCCACGUGUCACUGCACUUAAAUUGCUUAAGAUCUGCCCAUGUUUGCAGUAAAUAAAACUGUAAAGUCUUUAUUUUCUUUAUAAACAGUAGGUGCUAAUUCUUAUGUCCAGGUACACCCGUUUUCCCAAGGGGGGGGGGGGGGGGGGGGAAGCACCAAACUCUGAGCUAUUGUGUAAAUUGCCAUGUUUAAAUAAAAGUGUGUAUGUUAUUUCCCUUGUUAAUGAGUCCCAGGAAUUUCAUCACUGGGUUUUGUAAUGCUGUUAAUGAUUAAUGUGAAUAUAAUUGUGGCUGCUUCAGCAUUCCCUGCAUUUUGGGAGGCACAGUUCUCAGCCAUUCAAGUGCAAGUCUAGGUAACAAGGUCUUUUUCUUUGCAGAAAGUUCAUUGUAGUGAUUAAGUACUUAAGAAGGACUUGCUGGUGCAUUUGUAACUCAAGUAUCCCUUAUUCAAAUGUCAUCUUUGUUAAUCAAGCCACUACAGUGGGAGUGUUUUCAGCAAACAACUCCUCCAUAAGGCAGGUGAACAAUCAGAAUAAUGUUCUACAUAAACUUGUUGGAGAACCUGAAGGUUUACAUCAGCAGUCGACCUCCACUUGUGGUCUUUAUGAUCAGUGUAAGUGCUAUGGCAAUAGCUUUUCUGACACUGGGCUACUUCUUCAAGAUCAAGGAGAUCAAGUCACCAGAAAUGACUGAGGACUGGAAUACCUUCCUCCUGCGGUUUAAUGAUUUGGACUUCUGUAUAUCUGAGAAUGAAACCUUAAAGCAUCUCAUCAAUGAUACCACAACUCCAGAGAGUACCGUGACUAGUGGCCAGGCGAGAUCUUCUACACAGUCUCCACAGACUCUUGAGGACUCUGGUCCAAUAAACAUCUCUGUUACCAUCACGUUGACACUGGACCCACUCCGACCGUUUGGCGGGUAUUCUCGCAAUGUCACACACCUAAGUUCCACCGUUUUUGGACACCAGAUUGGGCUCUCAGGCAGAGAAUCCCAUGAGGAGAUAAAUAUUACGUUCACCCUGCCGGCUGCUUGGAAUUCCGAUGACUGCGUUCUUCACGGCCACUGCGAGCAGGUUGUGUUCACAACCUGCAUGACUGUGACAGCAGCCAGCAAUGUGUUUCCUGUCACUGUUCAGCCACCACAUUGUGUUCCUGAGACAUACAGCAAUGCCACGCUCUGGUACAAGAUCUUCACCACAGCAAGAGACUCUAAUACAAAAUAUGCACAAGAUUAUAACCCUUUCUGGUGUUACAAAGGAGCAAUCGGGAAAGUGUAUCACGCUUUAAACCCCAAACUGACGGUUAUAGUUCCAGAUGACGAUCGCUCUCUAAUAAACCUGCAUCUCAUGCAUACCAGUUACUUUCUUUUUGUGAUGGUGAUUACCAUGUUCUGCUAUGCAGUUAUUAAAGGCAGACCAAGCAAACUGAGGCAAAGCAAUACAGAAUUCUGCUCUGAGAAGGUUGCUUUGUCAGAAGCAUAAUCCAUCCUCUCCUUUGACUGAGAAUGACUGAGAACCGAAAUCAUUGCCUGCUGAACCCGGACUGGGUCUUAACACUCUGUGAAUACAUUAUCUUGCAAUGUUGGUUUAUUCCAACCAAAGACAUUUCAAGUGCCUGUAAUUGAUUUGUACAUAUUUAUAAAGGUAUAUUCAGAAGAGGUGGGAUGAUGCACUUGUUCCGCAUUGCAGUGCGGCCGGAACUGUUCAGUCUUUACCUGUGGACAUAGCCGAAUGUUUGUGUAGAUAUCUUUAGUGAUAUGGCUACAUAUAGUCAGAGCAAGAUAUUUUUGUCUAGCUGCAUCUGGGCAGGUUAAGAUGCCUUUGCAAGUGUCUCAAACAGACCAACAGAUCUUUGUUGUUUUUUUUUUGCCCAAUGAUAUGUACAGUGUGUUUGAAACAAGUAUGCACCUUUGAUAGAAUACUGCAUUUCCAGUGCCACCAACCUACUACAUGAAUUAAAUGGUGUUUGUGUGGCCUAAUACUUUCUUCCGUUUGCUCCUUGCUUGCAAGAAACGAUAUCAAGGUUUAGAUACUUUUUUUCUUUUGGAAACAAAGAAGUACAUAUUCACAUUUUAAUAGUGCUGUAUUUAGGACAAACUUGUGCUUUUAUUCAUAGUAAAAAGUAAAAAAAAGAAGUGAAGUCCCAUUUUAAAAUGUUUCUUACUGGCAAGUAUGAAGUUGGAUUAGUUUGUUCUUGGUCUUUGUCAUUCUUUUUGUUUCCUUUGGCUUGCUGAAUGCCAGAGAACCGGUCAGCAUCGAGACUACCUGGAAAGCUUUGCACUUGAGCUCCCAUCCGCAGCCCUCACCACCAGGACUGGGUGUCUCUGCUGCAGAGCAGCUUUCUGUAACCUCUUGGUUUUCUUCCUAGAAAAUGGAAAGCUAAUAAAAAGGUGCAUUGUUUGAUCAUUC
Neopsephotus bourkii (Bourke's parrot) is the source of this 2856-nucleotide messenger RNA. RefSeq names its product transmembrane protein 248 (gene TMEM248). The transcript is spliced from 7 exons. The record is from RefSeq and is a predicted model, not a curated record. The coding region runs from base 985 to 1929 and encodes 314 amino acids. Lineage: Eukaryota; Metazoa; Chordata; Aves; Psittaciformes; Psittacidae.